AUGCACAGACCCUCUCCUGGAGGCGCCUGCUCCUGUUCCCUCUGGUUGCUCCUGGCGGCAGCAGAUUCCUGGGUCCGUCUCGGGCUGGCUGGGAGGCGGCUCCAUCCCUGUGCUCGGUGCCGGCGCGGGGAGGCCGCGCGCGCCCUGCGCCACGUCAGCGCUCCCUGCGGCGCCGGCAGCCGCGUCCUCCGCAACGGGACCCUGUCCUGCUCCCAGACAGGUUACAUUUUUAUGCAUGCAAAAUUAAAUCUAGAAUUCUGGAUUGCAGCUUGGGAGCAGGUGCCUGUUCCUGUUUAUCAUCCAACCCCCAGCCAGACUCGGCUCGCGACGCAGCUCACGGAGGAGGAGCAGAUCCGAAUCGCGCAGAGGAUAGGCCUUAUUCAGCACCUGCCUAAAGGAGUCUACGAUCCUGGGAGGGACGGCUCUGAGAAGAAGAUCAGAGAAUGUGUCAUUUGUAUGAUGGACUUUGUUUAUGGGGACCCCAUCCGAUUCCUGCCGUGCAUGCACAUCUACCACCUGGACUGUAUAGAUGACUGGUUGAUGAGAUCCUUUACCUGUCCUUCCUGCAUGGAGCCGGUGGAUGCAGCGCUGCUUUCAUCCUAUGAGACUAACUGAGCCAGGGUUUCUCCACUGAACCUUCGAGGAGACCAUCCACUUUCCUGGGUUUGAUCCUUUUGUCAUUCAGCCCAAAGAGCCAGGAAUUAGGAAUUAAAAUCAUGCACAAAAUAUACAUUUCCUAAAUAAAAAUAAAUAAAAAUUAUUACUGAAUGGCUGCAAAUAUUGGGGAAAAAACAUAAUACUUUAGAGACUAUAGAAAAAAUAGGUUGUUAUUUUUAAUGUAAAGCCUUGACCCACCAUUGUCCUUUAAUGUUUGUUCUUACACCCAUAUAUAGGAAUUGUGUAAAGUGUUACAGCAACUGUAAAUGUUUAAACUGCGUGUAUCCAAUUUUAUUAGCAGCAAGAUAAGAGUAUUUUUUUCCUAAAUAAAGUAACUGGUUUUGUUAUGAUUCUUUUCACAAGUCCUGGCAUUUGGGUCAAGGCUUUAUUAAAAUCUACAUUUUAUAACACUGGCACAAAGAAAUAGUUUUAAGCUUGUUUGCACAGUUCUUUUUUUUCUUUUUUUUUCCAUUGGAGAUGGAAUUCAUUGCCUUAGGUCUUUUUAAUAGUGUGUUAUUAUUGUUGGGCUGGCUCUGUGCUUGAAAACCAGUUUAUUUAUAACUUGUUAAAAGUGCUAUAUUUUGUUUGCAGUUAGGAAUAUGCAGAAUUCAAAGUGAUCUCCUAGCUUGUAAGCAAACUGAGAUGCAUUAUCCCUUUUCUGCAAGUGAUGGUAAACAUGGAGGUAUGAAACAAAUCCUACACUAAAAUUAUGGCUUCAAGGUUUUUAUAACUUGCUUGGGUUUUGAUGAAAUAAUGAUCCUUAAAUUUUAGAAUGUCACUUUUAACUUGAUCAAGUUUAAAGUGGGCCAGAUUGAUAAUAACUGCUUAUCACGAUUGGAAAAAAAUAUUUGGAACAAAUGUAGCACUAGUGUUGAUAACUAUUUGACUUUUUUGCUCCCUAAAAAUGGUUGGUUUUGAUCACAGCAAAAGGAUACUGCAUCUCUCCUUCCUGUAGUUCUUAGGUUAUCGGAAGUUAAGAAUAAACAUACUGUAUCUCAGU
Molecule: messenger RNA, 1657 nt
Organism: Tinamus guttatus (white-throated tinamou)
Lineage: Eukaryota; Metazoa; Chordata; Aves; Tinamiformes; Tinamidae
Source: RefSeq, a predicted model, not a curated record